AUGCAAGCGAUCAAACUCGUCACUGGUGUAACUCCGACUUGCUGGAGACCCCCCUUCGGCGACGUCGACAACCGCAUCCGAGCCAUCGCCAAAGCUCUCGGUCUCGAUACCAUCCUCUGGGAAUACGAUUCAGACGAUUGGCAAGUGAACGCUGGGAAAGCGACACCGGAACAGGUGGAUAAUAAUUAUCAGGCGUUUGUGGAUGGCGCCAAGAAUGGGAAGUUUAACGAGAGGGGAGGAAUCAUACUUACACAUGAGAUUAACAACUAUACGAUGGGAGAAGCUAUGAAGUGGUAUCCUGUGAUGAAACAGGCUUUUCAGCACCUAGUACCUGUAGGAGUAGCCUACAACAAGACACAGCCCUAUGUGGAGAAAGAUCAUACGCAACCUUCGUUUGCGGAAUACGUCUCUGGAGAACGAAAAAGCUCCGACUCCGACUCCGACUCUACGCCCUCAGGCUCAGGCUCAGGCUCCCAAUCUUCUGGUACUACUUCCACCGGUGCCGGUCCCGGACAGUCGUCGUCGACGGCGGUUUCGUCAACGAGUAAAGGGAAAGGCACAGGGAAUGGUGCGAUUUCGAGGUUUGGUGGAGGUACUGGUUCGAGCUUUUUGCUGAUGGUCGUGGGGUUCGUGGUUGUGUGUUUGCGGAUUUGA
Messenger RNA from Marasmius oreades (fairy-ring Marasmius), 654 nucleotides. RefSeq lists its product as uncharacterized. The transcript has 5 exons. Gene Ontology annotation, biological process: carbohydrate metabolic process. Gene Ontology annotation, cellular component: membrane. The record is from RefSeq and is a predicted model, not a curated record. Gene Ontology annotation, molecular function: chitin deacetylase activity. Bases 1 to 654 code for a protein of 217 amino acids. NCBI's taxonomy places the organism in Eukaryota, Fungi, Basidiomycota, Agaricomycetes, Agaricales, Marasmiaceae.